ACAUGAAUAUAACCCUACCAAUGACCUCUUAUUAUUAUCGUGCAGAACGCUUACUCAGUCAACCAUGGCUCUAUGAUGGGGUGAUGGGUUAAAUCAUGUACUCGUUGCUCUUCCUCCCCCUUCUCACAUCCCUGACGACACUCACAUACACCUUCAUCUUUCAGCUCGUCCGCCAAAGGUGUCUUACUGCCCUCUCCUGCAUCGGCAGUUUCAGAGAAUUUUAUCGCGAUGUGAUUGAGGUAGGCACAGGGGAAAGGCAGCUGAGUUGACUUCGACGACGCAGCAAAGACUGUAGUUGAACUAUCAUGAGGCACAGCCUGAUUCGCGCCCGGUGAGA
Aureobasidium pullulans EXF-150 is the source of this 337-nucleotide messenger RNA. RefSeq lists its product as uncharacterized. The record is from RefSeq and is a predicted model, not a curated record. Lineage: Eukaryota; Fungi; Ascomycota; Dothideomycetes; Dothideales; Saccotheciaceae. The transcript has a single exon. The coding region runs from base 96 to 269 and encodes 57 amino acids.